AUGAAACUCUCUGCCAAAUCUCUCACCGUGCUAGCCGCAUCGGUCUCGGCUACUAACGCAUUCAAUCUUCUUGAUAUCCCCCAGAAUCUUCUCGGAGCUGUCGACAACCUUGUUGCCUCCGGGUUUGCGAUGACUCCAGUUAGUCCGCAACUUGCAGAUGCUGCCCAUGAUCUUGGUAUUAACCCCAAAUGGCUUCCGGACUCAAUCCGCAAGUAUUGGAAAGAUAUGGCUUCUGAUGUUGCUUCUUAUAGUAAAAAGCCUCAAUCAGCCUUUCGUCGCGUAAAGAAGGUUUUCCUUUCUGAGGAAUCUAAAAAGCCCAAGGAACGUAAGAAGCAACGUGUUUCUCGUCGCACUGACUUUGACCUGCAUGUCAAGUCUGAAAAGUUCCCAAUGCACGCACUGCGUGUAAAGACCAAUACUGCGGAAUCGCUUGGACUUGACUCAGUCAAGCAAUACACUGGGUAUUUUGAUGUUGAUGGCCCAGAGGAUGACUCGGGAAAGCACUUGUUUUUCUGGUUCUUUGAGUCGCGAAAUGACCCUAAAACGGACCCUAUUUUGGUAUGGUUGAAUGGUGGUCCAGGCUGCUCAUCCUUGAUGGGUAUGCUUUAUGAGUUGGGUCCUUCAAGCAUUUUGACACCAGUUGAAAAGCCCGAGCUUAAUCCUUACUCUUGGAAUAAUAACGCCAGUGUUAUUUUCUUAGACCAACCUGCUGGAGUUGGUUUUUCAUAUUUUGACUCUGAAAAUGUCCCUGUGUCUGAUACGCGUGCUUCUGCCGUAGAUGUCUACGCCUUUUUGUCAUUAUUUUUCCAACAGUUCCCUGAGUAUAAGGAUUUAGGUCUUAACAUUGCUGGUGAAUCGUAUGCUGGCCACUACAUUCCCGCAAUUUCGACUGAGAUUUUGAAACACACUGAUAGAAAUUUUGUUUUUAAGUCUGUUUUGAUUGGUAAUGGUUGGACUGAUACCUAUCACCAAUCUGCUGGUUAUGGACCCAUGGCGUGUGGUAAGGGUGGUUACAAGCCUGUGUUGAGUGAAGAGCAAUGUGCCAAGUUCAACCACACAGAAGCUAGAUGCAGAUGGCUUGAUGGUUUGUGCUACAAGCGUCAAGACCGCUUAACGUGUGUCCCUGCAACCUAUGUGUGUGACUCAUUGCUUGAUCCAUACAUUGACACUGGCUUGAAUCCCUAUGAUAUUCGCAAGCCAUGUGUGGGUUCCCAGGAUAUGUGUUACGAUGACAUUGACUACUAUGCCAACUACUUGAACAAGCCCAAGGUGCAAGCUGCCAUUGGAGCUGAGGUUGAGAAUUACGAAGGCUGCAGUGAUCCUGUUUUUAACGCGUUUAUUCACACUGGUGAUGGCGGCAAGCCAUUCCACUUUGAUGUUGUGGAAGCACUUGCACAGGGUCUGGAAGUGCUUGUUUAUGCUGGAGACAAGGAUUACAUUUGCAAUUGGGUUGGCCAAGUUAAAUGGCUUGAUGCUCUAGAAUGGCCUGGUGCUGAUGAAUGGGCUGCAGGUAAGUUUGCAUCAUGGGCAACUGUUGAUGAUGGUGAGGCUGCUGGUGAGUAUAAGAAGGCUGGUAAUUUGACUUUUGUUCGUGUUUAUGAUGCUGGACAUAUGGUGCCUUAUGAUCAGCCUAAGCAUGCCUUGGACAUGGUUAUGCGCUGGCUACACGGUGGUCGCAGCUUUGCUUGA
This is a messenger RNA of Magnusiomyces paraingens, 1689 nucleotides long. RefSeq lists its product as uncharacterized. The coding region runs from base 1 to 1689 and encodes 562 amino acids. Gene Ontology annotation, cellular component: fungal-type vacuole. The record is from RefSeq and is a predicted model, not a curated record. The transcript has a single exon. Gene Ontology annotation, molecular function: serine-type carboxypeptidase activity. Gene Ontology annotation, biological process: proteolysis. Lineage: Eukaryota; Fungi; Ascomycota; Dipodascomycetes; Dipodascales; Dipodascaceae.